AUGUCUGGAAGGAGCGAAGCUCCACACCUGAGCCGGAGGAUCAGUGAGUGUAUACCAGAAAUUCGACAAGGUGAUUCCAGCAGCGAGGACGAGUUCAACCGCAAAAUCGAAGUCGUCUUCGAUUCUGACAGUGUCCGCCGCCGCAAAUCUUCGGUCGUCCUCCCUGCGCACCCCGAAGUGGAAAUCCCAUCUAAAUACCAUUUACGACAACCGAAAUCGCAAUGCCUGGUCCACAACCUGGUCGAGAAGACCUCCUUGGGACAACAGCCUAUAGUCGAAUCCAAGCUCGAACAGAUUGACGAGGUUGAUAGAAAGGCGCCGGCCGGGCCUCCAAAUGGGGACAGGACGCGCAGAGAAGAGGUGCGCGCGACAGAAUCCCGGUUGCUUACAAAGAAACAAUUGAGUGAUAUGGCAAUGAGCGUGAGGUCUUUGGCAAAGACACUGUCCAAUCUCAAAGCCAAAUUAAAGAUACGGUCGAUUUUCCUGCUCACCAAGGUGUACGACAAGACCCUAAUUGGCAAAACAAGGGACGUGGUUAAAUGGCUCCUAUCCAAGGAUCGGUCUGUGCCAUAUAUUGUUUAUGUGGAGGAUACGAUGAAGGACAAUAAGAUAUUUGACGCAGAGGGUCUGAUUGCCGAGGACCCUUCGUACAAAGACCGGUUGAAGUACUGGACUGUGGAUCUGGCACGCAAGCACCCGCACACAUUUGACUUUGUCAUCACGCUUGGAGGAGAUGGAACAGUGCUUUAUGCGAGUUGGCUAUUCCAGACCGUGGUUCCCCCGGUGUUGUCCUUUUCUUUGGGUUCAUUGGGGUUCAUGACCAAGUUCGAUUUCGGUGAUUACGAGAGCACACUUACACAGGCGCUCAGGGACGGUGUCACGAUUAGCCUGAGAUUACGAUUCGAAGGCACCGUCAUGCGAUGCUGCCGACGAGAUGAUGAUGCCGAGGUUCGAGAUAUCGUGGAGGAGCUAAUUGGCGAGGAAGCGGACGACCGAAACACACAUAAACCCGACGGGACAUUCGAGAUUCUGAACGAUAUUGUGGUUGACCGAGGGCCGAACCCGACCAUGUCAACCAUUGAACUCUUCGGCGACGAAGAACACUUGACGACCGUCCAAGCCGACGGAAUUUGUGUGGCCACGCCAACUGGCUCCACAGCUUACAAUCUGGCCGCUGGCGGAUCACUGUGCCAUCCUGAAAACCCGGUCAUUCUUGUCACGGCGAUCUGCGCGCACACACUGUCAUUCCGACCCAUCAUCCUGCCUGAUACCAUUGUCCUGAGGUUGGGAGUCCCCUACGAUGCUAGAGCAAACUGUUGGGCGAGUUUCGAUGGACGGGAGAGGAUUGAAUUAUUUCCGGGAGAUUAUGUGACCAUCUCGGCGUCGAGGUAUCCAUUCGCCUGUGUGAUGCCACCCGGCCGACGAAUCGAAGAGUGGGUCAAUAGCAUCUCCAGGACCCUACAAUGGAAUUCAAGGCAACGACAAAAGGCCUUUCAAGAAUGGGAUAGCUCUUCAGAGGCUCCAGGGGGCAAGAGAAAAAACCCGCCCGAGGAGGCCGAGGACAGACUGGAUCACACACGAGGUGGACAGGGCCAUCCUGGAUGGCAUAUAGAUUGA
This is a messenger RNA of Capronia epimyces CBS 606.96, 1617 nucleotides long. Its product is annotated as serine/threonine protein kinase. Lineage: Eukaryota; Fungi; Ascomycota; Eurotiomycetes; Chaetothyriales; Herpotrichiellaceae. Gene Ontology annotation, molecular function: NAD+ kinase activity. Gene Ontology annotation, biological process: NAD+ metabolic process; NADP+ biosynthetic process. The record is from RefSeq and is a predicted model, not a curated record. The coding region runs from base 1 to 1617 and encodes 538 amino acids. The transcript has 3 exons.